CACAACUUCCACCAGUGCACGCUCCCGUCUACACCUCCAUGCCUUACACCGGAGACCGAUAAUGAGGCCAAACAGUCAAUCAGUGAAGCACAGGUCCCCGCACGGCUCCGAGCGGGAGUUUGGAGGGACGCUGGGUGCCACCUGCAUCCCAAUCUUCCUUCCCCUCACGGUGCUCUACCUGAUCAGCGUGUGCCGGUCUCCUGCGGCCAGCGUGCUGCAGUGGCCGCCUCCUUUACCCCCCGGCGGUCAGCUGUGGGACCCUCUGGCCCCUGUGCUUCUACUGGGCUGGAUCACUCUGCAUGUCUUCCUCUAUUCGCUCCCACUUGGGCGGGUGUCUGAGGGAUUAGUGCUGAGAGAUGGAACGCGCCUCAAGUAUCCAAUAAAUGGUUUUCAUUCUUUGUGCAUCAGUCUUGUGUUGCUGGUGCUGUUGCUGUGGCUGGGAGCUCCUCUGGGGCAUCUGUUCGAGCUUCUGUUGCCUCUGGCAGUUUGUGCGAUCGGAGUUUCAUUCCUUCUCUCUUUCUACCUCUACAUUCGCUCUUUUUGGGCUCCGCACCAUGCGCUCGCUUUGGGGGGCAACACAGGAAAUCCCCUGUAUGACUUCUUCAUGGGACGGGAGCUGAACCCCCGGAUUGGAAACUUUGAUCUUAAAUAUUUCUGUGAGCUAAGACCGGGUCUGAUUGGCUGGGUCGUCGUAAACCUCGGUAUGAUGAUGAAAGAGGUGGAGCUUCGCGAUUCCCCCUCCCUCGCCAUGAUUUUGGUCAACAGCUUCCAGCUGCUGUACGUGGCAGACGCUCUGUGGAACGAGGAGGCUGUUCUGACCACCAUGGACAUUGUGCAUGACGGUUUUGGGUUCAUGUUGGUGUUUGGCGACCUGGCUUGGGUUCCCUUUACGUACAGCCUCCAGGCUGCCUUCCUGGUGGUGCACCCACAGGAGCUCAGCACGCUCACAGCCUCUGCCAUAGUUGCACUGAACGGUAUUGGAUAUUAUAUUUUCAGAAAAUCAAACUCACAGAAGAACCAAUUCCGACGAGACCCAACACAUCCAAGUGUUUCAAAGCUGGAAACUAUUGCCACAGCGACAGGGAAACGUCUCCUGGUGUCGGGCUGGUGGGGCCUGGUCCGCCAUCCCAAUUACCUCGGUGACCUUCUCAUGGCCCUGGCAUGGUCUCUGCCAUGUGGGUUCUCACAUCUUCUGCCGUAUUUCUACGUCGUGUACUUCACCAUCCUGCUGAUUCACAGAGAGGCCCGCGAUGAGAGGCAAUGUAGGAGCAAGUAUGGACUGGCGUGGGACACCUACUGCCGACGAGUGCCCUAUAGGAUUUUCCCUUAUAUAUACUGAGGUGGAAAUGAGCCGGACUGAAUCAGACCAAACUGUCAAACUGUAUCCCCGUUACUCGACAAGCAAUAACCUGAAAUUGUAAUUCAUUUUUAGUCUCUGGGAGGGAAUGAAAAGGGACUUCCUAUUUUCAGUGUCACUUCAUAUGUUCUAAAAUGUUUGAUACAUCAAUGUUUUCACUCAGUGAUUCAAUACAUUUUUAAUGACAAUUCUUAUAAUUUUAGGAUUCAAUAAGAAAAAUCAAUCCCCACAUUAGAUAGGUUGUCUGUAGGUUCUUAAAAAGUUUUAAAAUGACGUAAAUUCAAUUUUGUAAAUAUGGGGCCGUAAAGACAGAAAAUUGAAGUUCAACAUUAACAUUCAUCUAAUUUUCUUCUUCUCUUCAGUAUGAUCUUAUUUGCCCGUACUUCCAUUUAUCCAUUUUUUUUUUUUUCAAAUUUGAGUUCUUCUGUUGGAAAAAUACCUUUUGUGGAUAAAUCCAACUCACUUUAUAAUUUAUACUUACCUGAUGUACCAGCUUGUAGAGAGAAAUACAAGAAAACCUUGGUACUUACAUUUCCUGAGUUCUGUGGGAAAAAAAAAAAAGGAACUGUAGAAAA
Myripristis murdjan (pinecone soldierfish) is the source of this 1932-nucleotide messenger RNA. RefSeq names its product transmembrane 7 superfamily member 2 (gene tm7sf2). The record is from RefSeq and is a predicted model, not a curated record. Lineage: Eukaryota; Metazoa; Chordata; Actinopteri; Holocentriformes; Holocentridae. Gene Ontology annotation, molecular function: Delta14-sterol reductase activity. Gene Ontology annotation, cellular component: endoplasmic reticulum membrane; nuclear inner membrane. The transcript is spliced from 11 exons. Gene Ontology annotation, biological process: cholesterol biosynthetic process. Bases 62 to 1339 code for a protein of 425 amino acids.